UCUAUAUUCACGGUUUCAUUGAUCUUUGUUGCAUUCUCUUUUUCUCAUGCUCAAACGCUAACACCACAUCAUUCUUCCUUUCAUUCUAGUCUCUUUCACUUGCUGGUGGGUGGAGUUAGAGGGUGACACCUUCUUUCUCUUUCUUUCUCUCUCUCUCAUUCUAAUCACUUUUAUUAUUAUGUGCUCUCAGCUUUCCCUGAAAUCUAGCUCCAACUCAACAGAUAAGGAGAGAGAAACUCUAGAGAGAGUUAGUUUAUUAGGGCUCUCACAUUGCACCCUUUCAUCAUCUUCAUAAUUCAUAACCUAAUAGCUAGCUCUCCUUUUCCUCCACUUUCCUCUCUUUUCUUUUCUAGUAAUCCUCGGGAUCUGAGAUCUCUCUCAUUUUCUUUGAAUAACACACAAAGAGACAAUUUCAUCAAGGAAGAAGGGAUUCAGUUCAAUUCCCGAGGAUAACAAAUUAAACUUUUCCUGCCUUUCUUUAUUUCAGUGCUGUUUUUGUGUCCAGUUUUGUUGGAUUUGACCAAGUCACUUGAUUGAAGACAGCAGAGAGACAAGUUUCUUAUCUUGUUCAUACACCAUGAUGAUUUAAUUUAGUGCUGCAAACGAGGUUGUUUCUUCAGAUCCACACCAGAAUUCUAGUUGGAGUUCUUACAAUUCUUACAUAAUCGAAGAUAUCAAGGUUUUAAUUCUUAAUUUUGGGGGUAGAUAUGAACACAUUUUCACAUGUACCUCCAGGCUUUCGGUUUCAUCCGACGGAUGAAGAACUUGUUGAUUACUACCUUAGGAAGAAAAUUGCAUCUAAAAGGAUUGAUUUAGAUGUCAUCAAAGAUGUUGAUCUCUAUAAAAUAGAACCAUGGGAUCUUCAAGAACUAUGCAAAAUAGGCACGGAUGAUCAAAGUGACUGGUAUUUCUUUAGCCAUAAAGAUAAGAAGUACCCAACUGGAACUCGCACAAAUAGAGCCACAAAAGCAGGAUUCUGGAAAGCUACAGGAAGAGAUAAGGCAAUAUACUUGAAGCAUUGCUUGAUUGGAAUGAGAAAAACUCUUGUUUUUUACAAAGGACGAGCCCCAAAUGGACAGAAGUCAGAUUGGAUCAUGCAUGAGUACCGGCUAGAAACUAAUGAAAAUGGAUCAACUCUUCAUCAGGAAGAAGGGUGGGUGGUGUGCAGGGUGUUCAAGAAGAGAAUGACAACAUCACAGAAAAUGGGGGAGUACGAGUCACACUGUUGGUAUGAAGACCAAGUUUCCUUUAUGCAAGAUCUUGAAUCACCAAGGCCAAUUCCUCAUCACCCUUAUGCAACAUACCCUAAUUGCAAGGCAGAGCUGGAUCAAUUGCAAUACAAUAUGGCCCAAGAUCAUUUCCUCCAGCUUCCCCAGUUAGAAAGCCCCAAAGUUACUCAAUCACCCCCCACUUCACUUGUCCAUUAUGUCUAUGCAAGCAAUGGAAGCACCUUGCAGUUGUCAUCACUCACUCAAGAAGAAAUACAGGUGCAGAAUCUCCACCACCAAACUCUGCAUUCCCUAGACCAAGUGACAGAUUGGAGAGUACUUGAUAAAUUUGUUGCUUCUCAGCUGAGUCAUGACCAAGAUCAUGGUUCCAAGGAAACUAGUUAUUCCCAAGAACAUACUUCAACAUCCACCUCCAGUGGCCAGAUUAAUCUGUGGAAGUGAAAUAUUAUCUAGUAAGAUGCAUACUAAUUAUAUAUAGGAAGUACAGUUCAAUGUUGGAGAAAAUUAAAAGACCAAAGUGUAUAUGUUGAAAAGUUUGGCUGUAAAUAUAUUAAGCCAAAUAUUUUGCUUAUCACAAUAGUUGGUGGAACCUGUUCUGGAGUUUGGAGUAUGGAACAGAUGUAUUCACUAAUUCUAGGCAAUGUACUAGUUGCCCUAAAUAUGCUGCUUAUAUAUAGCAAAUAAGUUAGUAUUUGAGGUCCACUACAGCAGGGAGGAAGACUGAUGGUGGAAUGAUUUCUGUGAAUUGAAUGUUAAAAGUGAUUUGUACAUUACAGCUUAAUAUGAUCUUAAGUUUAAAGAUAAACAAACAAGUACUCAUGCAGUUGUUCUUGUACCUGAAUUAUUACUUGAAUCUACAUGUAAUAGGAACGAAGUGUAAGAAUGGAUGGUUGAGAUUUGAGAAUAUAAAUUACAAAGCAUGCAUUUUGAUUUAACAUAAGUGCUGUAUAAAUUUCUAUUAAACUUAAUUAACUUUACAUGUUAACGCAUUGAAGUCACAAUGUUAAAAUCUUACUUCUCGGUUUUUUUUUGGAAGGCCAAAUAAUAAUAUAAAUAAGAUUUGUAGCACAAGGGGUGCUACUUCCCUAAUACAAGGACAGCAGAAAAAAGGGGUCAAAACAGAGAGAAAAAGAAGAGAGGAAGAGUAUAUACAAUAGCCAAAGAGGCACAACCAGAAGCGAAGAUCAUAAGUGCCAGUUCCCAGCAGCAGCAAGGGAACAAGGAGGGUAUGACAGUAGGCCAAGUGCUGCUUGUCUUACAUGUUAAUGCAUUGAAGUCACAAUGUUAAAAUUUUACUUCUCCGUUAAUGUGUGAGUUUUCUUAUUUGACUCCACAGCAAACGAAAACCAAACACAAACGCUUAAAUGCCCUUUCCUCCCAUAGUGAAGCACCAUCUAGUUGUGCUCCCUAUUGAUGUGUGUAAUUCCAUAAAGAUUGUGUUGCUUAACUUUGGAAAAUUAUACAUUCAUACUCAAAUUCCAUCCCCACACAAAACAGAAGGAAAUAGAAGAUAUGGAACUAAGGCAUAUGAUAUGUGAUGGGCAAAGAUAUUAGAAGCAUCAAUUACGUAGAGAUAUGACAUAGAUAACUUUUAUGACGGGUACAACAACUCUCAACUCUUAAGCUAACUUUUGAAUUGAGUUAGAUCUCUCAAAUUCUAAUAAAAUAAGAAAUAUGAGAAGAAAAAGUGUGUGAAAUGGUAUUGAAGAGAAAAGGAGUGUUAAUGUAGUAACCUUAAACAAUGUUAAUCAAUACAAUUGUAAUGGUUAAAAACUUUUGAAUUGCAACAAAAUUCAUAAGCACUGAAAUAUGUAGUUGUUUGCAAAAUUCAUAAGGAACACAUGAUAUCAAAUUAAAUCCGGAACGAUACUGAUUCUAGUGACACUUCUGAAUUCCAAAAUGCAGUUUUACAUCAAACAAAUAUCUUCAAAGAGAAAAAAAAAAC
This is a messenger RNA of Lotus japonicus, 3174 nucleotides long. RefSeq names its product NAC domain-containing protein 7-like. Gene Ontology annotation, biological process: regulation of DNA-templated transcription. The coding region runs from base 708 to 1670 and encodes 320 amino acids. Gene Ontology annotation, molecular function: DNA binding. The transcript is spliced from 4 exons. NCBI's taxonomy places the organism in Eukaryota, Viridiplantae, Streptophyta, Magnoliopsida, Fabales, Fabaceae. The record is from RefSeq and is a predicted model, not a curated record.